AUGUCUGGCCCUCCAUUCAAUUGCUCCGAGCUGCAGCAGCUCCCCAAUCCAUUCAACGAGCUUUCAUACAUGCCCCCAGGAACAGCACAUGCGUUUCAGAUCGCACAGUAUAUUAUGGUUGGCUCCAUGGGGGCUUUAGCAUGGGAGUUGUUACUCAACCUGCCAACUGAUCACCGGCUGCUUUUUGAAUAUAGAGUCACCUUCCCGACCAUCGUGUAUUAUUUCUCGAGACUCUCUACCCUCUCAUACGUGCUCUCCAGUACUAUCUUUCAGACUUACCCAACCGGCUACUGCGUGGUGAUUCAGAGGGUCGUCACAAUCUCCAUGGCCAUAUCCGUCUCCUCGACCAGUCUACUCUUUUACUUCCGUAUGGCCGCCGUUUUUCACAACAACAGACUCGUAAUGGCCGUUUAUGUCGUCUUAUGGCUUGGAGUUGUCGCGGGUGGCAUAAUGCUUGUUGUCUCCUCAACAGGUGGUUCCAUGCCGCUUCCAGAAUAUUGCACGAUGUCCAACAUGGAGAAUUAUGGUGGUGCGAUUGGAGUCAUGGUUCUCAUCCACGACACAUUCGUCUUCACAGCGAUCUCGUGGAGGAUCGUUCAUCAUAGUUACGGUGACGGUGAAAACUCUAAGAAGAGGAGAAUGCGCAUUUUCCUUUUCGGCGAUUACCUGCAACCAAUUUCGAGAACACUACUGCGAGAUGGGCAGUUUUAUUAUGUCGCCAAGAUUGGGUGUAAUCUGGUGAUCGUCAUUCUGUUCUACAUCUAUUCACUCUCACUCGUAUACCGAACAUUCUUCACCAUCCCAAAUGUGUUUGUCACGAACUCGAUGGCGUGUCUCAUCGUUCGCCAUGCGAAGCUCUCACUUGGGUCUUCGGGGAAAAUUCACGAAGUAGAAGAAGACAAGUCGAUUCCUCUUGCACUUCCGAAACAUGAUGGUGAACGCCAUCGCGCGGGUUCAGUGUCAGAUUGUACUGCCGAACCUGGGGUUACGAGUAUCCGUAUUGUUAAGACGGUCAAUGUGGAGCAAGUGCAAGACUUUAAGAUUGGAAUGGGAGAAUGCUGCGACAAGAGUAUCUAG
Molecule: messenger RNA, 1077 nt
Organism: Fibroporia radiculosa
Lineage: Eukaryota; Fungi; Basidiomycota; Agaricomycetes; Polyporales; Fibroporiaceae
Exons: 5
Coding region: 1-1077 (358 amino acids)
Source: RefSeq, a predicted model, not a curated record